UCAGACGUCACCCAACAACAGACCUGGAGCUCUGAGUGACGACGAGGUUCUGUCUCAGAUGAGAAAAGGUCACGACACCAUGUGUGUGAUGCUGAGCAGACGAAACAUGAACCUGGAGACGGUCCGAGCCGUGUGGAACCGAGAGGGCGUCAAGAGCGCCAUGGACGCCGCUGUCUCCAUGAACGACUUGUCCAUCGUCGUGGACCUCCUCAACAUUCUCAACCUCCAACCGUCUUUGUGGAAGCUGGAUGUUUGCACGACGGUUCUUCCUCAGAUCGACAAACUGCUGCAGAGUAAAUACGAGAGCUACAUUCAGACUGGCUGCACGUCUCUGAAGCUCAUCAUGAAACAUUUCUGGACGCUGAUCUCAGACACGCUGAGGGCGACGCCGUCUGUCGGAGUCGACAUCACACGAGAGGAGCGACACCAGAAGUGCAGAGCGUGCUGCAAGCAGCUGAAGAACCUCAGCAACAUCGUGAAGAACAAGGCGACUCAGGUCGGGCGACACGGCAGCACCUUCAUCGAGCUGCAGCUGCUCCUGGCGCCGCUCGACGACUCACUCUGAGAACGACCCGCAGCGAAGGGUUCACACAAACUCAUCUGAGAUCAGCUGCAGGACGGAGCCGAUUCGUUCUCACAACACACGACACAAACUCUGCAGCGGCUCCAGAAGAAACGCUUCGACGAAAGUGUUACUUAAAGACGUCAGUCGUCCUCAAACUGUCUCAGAGGAAAUAUCUUUAACUUUCUCAGAAUCAGAGAACGGGGACGUUCGGAUCAGAGCCGAUGACUCGAGAAAACAAGGUUCAUCUGUGACGACUCAACGAUCAGAGGCGGUAAACUUCACAGAGCGACUGGAUUAUUUAUCAAAACGUUUCUCGUCCAGGAAAAUGAAAACUGAUUUGACUUUGAGUAAAAUCGCAAAACAGAAUAUUUUAUGCAAUAAUGUUAAAAGGAGUUUUCUGUCGUUAGCAUAUCUUAGCACGGAGACGAGAAACAUGAGAAAACACAUCGAGCCUGGCUCUGCCCGUACGAAACAAAGUGUACGCUAGUCUUUAUGCUGAGAUACGUUUUGUUAAUGGUAAUUUGUCGAUAGUUAUUUAAAUAAAGUUUGUAAAACAGUCUUUUGAA
Messenger RNA from Paralichthys olivaceus (Japanese flounder), 1131 nucleotides. NCBI's taxonomy places the organism in Eukaryota, Metazoa, Chordata, Actinopteri, Pleuronectiformes, Paralichthyidae. The record is from RefSeq and is a predicted model, not a curated record.